AUGGACAUAGGUGUGCUAUUGCCUCAACUGCCGGCGGAGAACUGGAUCGGCACUGUAUACUGCAGCAAUCUGGCCGAAAGAUUCAAGCACGACUGCGUCACUAACUUGGGACAAUGCCAGGGCUUCGUGAUCACGGAAGGCGAAGACUACCUGUCCACGUAUGUUGACAGCAUGACGGACUCUGGUCAGCCGCUCCAACGACAGUUUUGCAAGAACUGUGGCAGCAACCUGUUCAAUCACACGCCGUUGAACGAUGAUAUAGUGAGCGUAUCCGCAGGAGCUCUGGAUGAGUUCGAGGACUGGAAGCCUUCGCUCGAGCAAUAUUGCAUUCACCGGGCUGACUUCCUGGAGAAGACGAAGUCUGUGGAGGCACGGUAUAUUGAAAGUAUUAAGGGUGAUCUGGAGAGGGAGUCGGAUUCCACGAGGCCAGCGACGGAGGAGUUUGUUCAGCAAUGA
Molecule: messenger RNA, 456 nt
Organism: Saxophila tyrrhenica
Lineage: Eukaryota; Fungi; Ascomycota; Dothideomycetes; Mycosphaerellales; Extremaceae
Exons: 2
Coding region: 1-456 (151 amino acids)
Molecular function (GO): carbon-sulfur lyase activity
Source: RefSeq, a predicted model, not a curated record